GGAUUGAGGGGUCCGCGGUGCAUCACAUCAACAGCACGCACGUCCGAGGGAGCCGCGGGGGGAUAGGCAAGAGUAGGCAACAGAUCGGCUAAGUGAAUGGCGAUGAUCUUUGUGUCCCGCGUGAUCUCGACGAUAUUAUGGUAUUUGUCGCACCCUUUUCAGUUGUUUGUCACCUGCGCAUCCUCCGUGUUGCUCCUGUUAUUUUUUUUAUCGGUAACAAACACCAGCCUUGGGAUAAGAAAGCAGUACAUAAGGUGUCUCCUGAAACUCUUUGAGUAUGGCCGAAUAAAAAUUGAGCGAGCCCAUCAGCAACGCCUUAGACGAGAAGAAAGUGCAGAGGACCUCACGGAUUUUGAUUCUGAACCAAUAAACGCCACCACUUCAGUGAUCACGAGGGAUGAUGUCAUUGUUGGAGCUGAGCAGCCAAUUAUCAACAUCCCACUGAAGGAAUAUCACCUCGGUGACAUCACAUACUUCAUCAAGAAAGGUGUUGAGGCCAUCAUUGAUGAUGUGGUGACCAAGCGAUUUGCCACUGAAGAGCUACCCUCUUGGAAUUUGCUGACCAGGACCAACAAAAACUACACAUUUGUCAGUUUUCGGUUGACAGUGAUCUGGUGCAUUGGCUGUAUUCUGCGCUAUGUCAUCCUCUUCCCAAUGAGGGUGGCACUUACAUGCAUUGGUAUGGUUUGGCUUAUCUGCUGUACAGCCAUAUUGGGAUAUUUUCCAGAGGGUCGGCUCAAGCGAUUCCUGUAUUGGCACGUCAGUCUGAUCACUUUCCGGAUUCUCUCGAGAGCAGUGUCAGCCAUAGUCACAUACCAUAACAGGGAAAACCGCGCCAAGCCUGGUGGCAUCUGUGUUGCAAAUCACACUUCCCCUAUUGAUGUGGCUAUGCUGGCAAGCGACAAUUGUUAUGCUUUGGUGGGCCAAACCCAAGGUGGGUUCAUUGGUGUUAUUCAGACAGCACUGAACAAGGCAGCCUCACACAUUUGGUUUGAAAGAGCUGAGAUCAAGGACAGGCAAGCAGUUGCCAAGAGACUCAGAGAGCACGUUGAAGAUCCUACGAAGCUCCCCAUCCUCAUAUUUCCUGAAGGUACAUGCAUCAACAACACAUCAGUGAUGCAGUUCAAGAAAGGCAGCUUUGAAGUUGGUGGCACCAUCUACCCAGCUGCUAUCAAGUAUGAUGCACGAUUUGGAGAUGCCUUCUGGAACAGCAGCAAGCAGAACUACAUCCACUACUUGGCUAUGAUGAUGUCAUCGUGGGCCAUAGUAUGCGAUGUGUGGUACUUGCCACCCAUGAAGAAAAGAGAUGAUGAGUCAUCAGUGGAGUUUGCCAACCGAGUCAAGUCUAAGAUUGCUGAGCAGGGUGGCCUUCUCGACCUAAACUGGGAUGGCUUGCUCAAGCGCACCUAUGUCAAGCGGGAGUGGAAGGAGCAGCAACAGAAGGACUUCAGCCAACGCCUCAAGCUGAUGUGAGCCUCAGCAAGGAAAGGGACUGUUCGGGCACACAUGUACAUAGCAUGGGUUGGCUUAGUUUCUACGCUGGGCCCUUUCUGCUACAUGCCAACCAGUGAGAGCGGUUCAGCAGAGGUGAUAGUUUAUUCAUGUGGAGACAACACUAUGUACAAUCAUUGUGAUCAGUUCUGUACUCAGGCCAUGUAUAUAUAAUGCUGUUCAGCGUUUGGCAUAGCUUGCUAGGCAGGUGACAACUGCUUGCAGGUUGGUUCAAACUGUGAUAACAUGUUGGCCUUUAAGAGGGAAAAAAAAAAAAAAAAAGAUGAGGCAGCACCUGCCGAGUUGUUGCUGAUGGAAUGAGACGUGCUAUCUCGAAUACCUCAAUAAAGUUAUGUUUUGGCUGCACAAAACAAAUCUGCUGUGCUCAUGGCUAAAAUGUGAUGUAUGAUAAUUACUACAAGAUGUGAUGAGGCUUGCAUGCAGGCUGUUGAAGUGCCAUUGUACAACACAGAAAUUCACUUUCAUUCUCGGUGAAUGGAAGUCAGUGACUUUCCAAGAAACUAAAAUGCACACGAUGACUUGCACACCAGUCUGCCUGGACAUGGCAUCAAGGCUGCUCAAGUGCAACUAGAAUAGUUUGUUCUUUGGAGUGUCCCCACUUCUACGAUGGCCCUUGGAAAGCAGUGCUAGGAAGUGGACUUCUUGCGAAAGUAGUUCAGUAUCCUUUGCCAGUGGGAUAUGUUACGGAAGGACACUGUGGGCUUGACACUUGGAGCGGGACCAGAGUCUGUGGUGUGUGAAGAAUCUGUUGUCUGCUGCUCGGCUGGCUCCCGGCCGUGUUUGUUGCGCUUCUUGAGCUUUUUGUACUUGUUACGCACCAAGUGUGAUUUGGUGUGGGAAAUCAUGGCUCGUUUGAGUUGCACAACAAUCUCCACAACAGCCUUGGCCACUUCGGUCGGUGUUGCUUCUUUCUCAGACAGGACAGACCACUUCUCUUCAGUGAUGCCAUGUGGAGUCUAAAGAAAAUGUGCAGCCAGAAAAAAAAAGAACACAAGCAGACGUAGAUUAGAAGUCACUCUUUGCAGAAGGAAUUUCGUACUGCUCUCACCUCUAAGAUCUUGAGAGGCACACCAAACUGACCACCAGCUGCUCCUCCAGUCGAGACUACAGGCACAACAAAGUGAUCACUCCAGACGAAUUGUUCAACCUCGUGAGCUGCACAAGGACCACCUGAAACGCAAGCAUUGUACCACUAUUGUAUCUCCUGUUUCCCAUGUCCAUUUCGUAAAACUUCUACAAUAACAGGAUGAUAAUGAUACUUUACUGCCUUAUUAGUGAUUAUUUACAUAUUGAGCAGGCAAGAACUCAUCACUUCUAACAGUUCUUCAGCAAGGGAGCAUUAAUGACAAAAAGUUGCUACAGUCAAACUUCAAUAUGUUUAUCUCGUGUUAAAAGCUUGUAAAAUAUUGAUACCUCUAAGACUGCAAUGUGAGAGUUUAGCAUCAUCAUCGGUUAUAAUGUGCAAAAAUGUUCAGACAUUGAAACUGCUGUACCUGUCUUGGAUAAUGCUCAAACCAAUUGGGAGAGGAUAGCUGUAAGACUUCUACCCAUGUGGCUUGAACUCAACUGUAUGGAGAUAUAACUGAAAGUUGCUGUGCAGCAACUCAGAAAGUGCGAGUGACUUGAUAAAUGGAGUAAAUUAAUGGUUUGAGAAACACUUAGGGAAUUCGAUGCGGAACUUCCCUUUGUUUAAAUGCUAUGAAUUUUAGGUCUAGCAUGUCAUAUGUUGAUGCAGUUAUCCUGUAGCAACAAUGAAGAAAAUUGAAGGUAAAGGUUAGAAGGUGUAGUGAAGAGCUUUGUGUUAAGUUGCAAUGCACAGCAGGAAGUUCUCAUAAUGCAUGCUAAGCCAGUCUGUGACAAACCCUUUUUCUGCAAAAGUACAGAAAAGAAGUUUCUCUAGAAUUUCUUCAGUGCCUUCCUUCAAUGUGUCAUUGAACAGGGGAGUGUAAAAAGGCCAUAUAAAGUACUACAACCUUGUAAUGCUGCUUUUCGAAGAUGCUGGCAAGAGCUUUUUGUAGUUUGCAAAAUCCGUAAGUUUUGCUGUGCUAUAGUACUAAGUUUCUCUGUCUUCCUCCCGAGUUCAACAUAUUGAAGUUUGACUGCAGCUUGUUGAGGACUGGUGUUGAUGAUUUAUGUACUUUUUUCUGCUGAAUUAAAUGUGAGCAUCUUACUGUAUACUAGUGUGGAUAAUCUGUGUAAAUGUGGAACACUGUGUCCGUACUACUGUUUAAAAAGCAGGUGUGACAGCCUGUGGUAGGUGCACACCACUCUCUGUCACUGAUGCACGCUGUCUCACCUUCUACCACGAUGCAGGUGUCAAAAGCACGUGCCACUGCACUUUCACGCUCUUUAACUGAAUUCCCAAGGAACAGGUUUCGCCCAUAGUUGACUGCUGCGAAAGAACCAUCACUGUUUUGCUGCACUUUGCCAGUGAAAAUCUGUAAAAGACGAACUAAAGUUAGUUUUCCGAAAAUAAACUUCAGCUAAGCAGUUUUCAACCUUGUCAUCUCGCUUUGGCAGUAUGUGAAAGACUCGAGGGUCAGUGUGACCAUUGUUGACUCGGCAUUCGUGAAACAUCCUUGCUACUACAUCAGGUGCACCAAAAAAUCCUCCUGUCACAACAGCCAGGUUUGGCCUCUUCGCAAGCUCCUUGCCAAUCUCCCUGGGGAUUAGAAGUAGAAAAAAAAAAAAAGGUUAUCAUUGGCAGAAAGAUGGUGUGAAGCAGUUGUUCUAUAAGUUUUGUACUAAUGCCCUAACAUAAUGUGGAAUUCUGCUCAUUUCAUGGCGAGGAAAGGCUAUUUUUGAUGGUAUUCACUGAGUGUGCACUACUACUUGUAACAAGAACAUUGUACUGAAUAUUAUAACCUCCAGCAUUGCAGCAAGUGCCGGUGCAAUUAAGUACGAUCAGCGGACUGCAGUUGGUGUAUAUGUUGAUCAUUGCCAGGUGCUAUUUUUGUCAAACUAAAGCUGAAGCAGCACUUUGCGCUUGUAGAUUUUGACCUGGCUUUCACUGGAAGCAAGGAAUGAUAGAAGCUAUGUACUGUGGCAUGUGUGGAUAUGGAUGACUUAUUUGCACAGGGCAUUCAAACCUAGCCGAAGUGGCUGUGGAUAUCGGGCACAUCUGGUGGAUACAGCAUUAUAUUCAAUUUGGGAUAAACAAUGCUUAGUUUCAUACUACUGGAAGUGGGUCCUACUUACACAUGGCAGGUGGAUUUGGUGCUUACUGCAUGUGUCUAUAUUGUGUUGUUUUCUUGCUUGUGACUACCUGCCAGUUACUCACAGCCACGGAAGUAUGAGUGCAUGGUUCCCGAUAACCCUUUGCAUUUAGCAUCACACAGCGCUUCUGCCAUUGACAUUGUAUGUUCAUUUAAAAAUAUAAACAUGGUAGCAUUUAAAAGGAAAUAUCUCUUGCGUCUGUUUGUGGUCAGCACCUCUGGUCAAUGUACUCAGUGGCCUUGCUGUUUUCUCUUUCUUUUUACUAAUAUCUUUGUCAUGUUUGUUUACACAUUGGGUCUAGCAGAAAAAUGCAGCUGCCUGGCCUUUUGAAUUUCAUGCACUUAAGAAAUGUAAAAAUUUAGUCCUCCAUCCAGUUCUUAUUGGCAGUCUUUUUUGUUAGUAUAGUAGGUUCGACAUAAUGACCAUAGUCCUUUACCUUAUUUUUGGUAGGGGUAGCACCUUUUUGCUACAGUGUAAUGCCCUUAUUCUCUAUUCAGUGAUCAACUUAUUGUCUCUUGCUGUCCUCGUAAAUUAAAGAUGUAUUGUGGGGGGUUGUAGACAUGAACUGUAGCAGUGGAACGAAAGGUGCAUAAAGCUUAGUAUGCCGCCUUUCUAAUUUCCCUGCUUUAGUUCAUGAGACGGCAUUCUUUUCAACUUUUUUUUUUGCUUGCAUGAGCAUGAAACAUGCUGAGUGCAUAUGUGUGCAUAUGCACAACUAUGCAUAGGCACAAAUCAUGUGCAUUUCACCUGGGCCAUAUUCUGACCUUCAUCUCAUGACACACUGCCUAAAAGCUUUGUGUUCUUGUUGGCCAAAGCAGGAAAAUCGUGUGCUAGUUGAAAUGACACACAGUGUGGUAAAAAUUACUGUAAAAAUUAGAAUGGCAAAAAUUGUUAGAUAUGAAAAAUCAAUUUAUAGGAAAAAUUUGAGGAAUUAAAAAACACCCGGUAGUGCAGUUUUAAAAGGUCCUGUGUUCAGCUACAACUUAUUUGCAAGUACCUUGCAAGCGUCAUCAAUUUAGUGAGGGGGUUGUCUAUCACAAAGAAAAGGAUGCUGACUUCAAUGAGAAGCUGAUUAUGUUAACGUGGUUAAUGAACAAACAUUGCACUAGCAAAUAAAUAUGUGCACAUUAAAUUAAGCAAGAGGAAAAUAAGAUAAGGCAACACUUUGUGCACAGUUGACAUUCUUAGAAAGUUAGUUAUUCAUCAUGGAUGACAAUGUCAGUCUACUGUAUGCUCCAUAACAUUUAAACUCAGUGACCUGCCAGCGACCCUGGGUGUCGCACUUGUGCAAGUGGAACGUAAAUGUAAUAUUGAUUGGAAUACAGUGUUAACAAUUUGCAUGAUUACAGUAUGUUUAUUGUACUCGCUAAAUUAAAAUGGGGAUUUAAAGAACUUUCUUCAUAUUGCAACUUUUCAUUUUUCAUUGUCAAGGCAAGCAAGUAUGCAUGCACGUGUAACUAAGCUAGCACAGCCAUUUCUGCUGCAUCAGUCAAUGAGCACAUGCUGCCAUUUGGCAAAUGACCAUGUUGGCUGAGGUUGGAAUAUAAACCCUGUAUUCUCAGGUACAAGGAGCAGCAACAAACCAUACCACAGUGCCCUGUAGGUAAUGUGUGUGUUUACAAAGCAUGCAUUUGAAGAACUAGGGGGCCUCUGGAACAACAUAUAUUUGAUAUGGGCAUUCUUGUGUAUGUUGUUGCCUUGUUGAAAACAGGCCACUGGAAAUGUCACUGCCAUUGCCUGUGCUAAACUUGAACAAGGCAUUAUAGCUAUGGGCUGUGACCUUCUAUGUAGGGAUUUCAUAAAAACUUGGCUAAAUGAAUAACCUGGUUCCAUGAUAUGCUGCAUUAUCAUUUCAUUGGUGAGAAGUUUUCCAUUGAUUUUGCACAUGUUUCAUGUACAUGUUGGAGAGGAAAGGUAAAGGCACCUUUGAAGCAGCGACUAUAGUACACCAGAGAGGCUUGUGACAUCUCAGCAAUCAGGAUGACUUGUCCAGGACUGUGGAAGCUCAGCAUUGGUGGGCCAGAAUGAUACCAUGUACUCCUUUAGUUGCUUCAUUGUGCAUUUACCUUUUUACUUGUUGCAUUUUUAUGGGGAUUUCUAGUGAAAUUUGGGUUUUUCCACCAUGUGUGGCUGCUUUUAAGUGUGGAAGGUGUUUUCAUUUGGUGAUUGUGCGACUUAAUCAAAAAUGCCACAAUUGCUUGAAUGUUUGAAAGUGCAGUGGACAGUUCUUUAGUUCCCAUGACAUUUCUGCCUUUACUUGUUGGGUGUGUAUGACUGAAAUAAAUGGUGUAACGCACUUGCA
Molecule: messenger RNA, 7030 nt
Organism: Rhipicephalus sanguineus (brown dog tick)
Lineage: Eukaryota; Metazoa; Arthropoda; Arachnida; Ixodida; Ixodidae
Gene: Gpat4
Product: glycerol-3-phosphate acyltransferase 4
Exons: 12
Coding region: 97-1473 (458 amino acids)
Biological process (GO): triglyceride biosynthetic process
Cellular component (GO): endoplasmic reticulum
Molecular function (GO): glycerol-3-phosphate O-acyltransferase activity
Source: RefSeq, a predicted model, not a curated record